UCAAACCUUUUACCGCGUUUGUCUAAUAGAGUGAGUACUUCUAGAAAAGUCACGACAUUCACCACACAGUGCGAAUACAGUUAUGCGUUAAGUGUUUCUAUACGAUCUUCAGUUGAAAUAGUUUUGCUCUAUUUUAAGCCCAUCAAUUUGAAACUCUAAAAACAUGUCCUCUAAUUAUUCACAUUUGUCUAUUUUUAGGAGUAUUCAAUGUAUUUGAUGGCAAUGUCCAUUUUUAUUAUGCGGCAGUAUUUCAGUUUUUUGUCAGACUAUUUGCUUGAAUUCUUUUUGACAUUCGAUUUAUUGUGUUGUUAUUCUGACGUACAAUAUUGUCAUUGAUAAUUAUUUACGGCUUUUGAAGAUUUUGUGUCAAUGUAGUUCUGAGCUUAUUUGUUUGUCUUAUUCGAGUAGAAGAGUCGUUUUCUGCACAUUAACUGUGCAACCUCUCUAUCGACUGCGUGAUGACAUCAUCACCUUUUCCUUGACUUCCUUGUAAUCAUUCACCACGGAAAUGACAGACUUCUAAAAGAGAUAAAAAUGAUGUGUUACUUGUUUUUGCGCUAUUCUGGAAUGGUUUAAAGUUGUUAUUGUGCUAAAAUCUAAUAUGAAAUGAUGUUUACUUAGCGUGUUUGCUUACCAAGCUAGCAGCCUAUAACAUUUCAGUUUGGUUAGUUGAAUUCCGACUGGAUUUGACUAAGUAAACGUUGAGUAUUCAAAUUGCUUUGUUGGACAGUCAUCAUCGUCGGGACUCAAGUGUAACUUGUAUUUUUGGAAUCUUGUGUUGAUUCUCAUUACUCUUGGUCACAUCUGAAGCUAGUUUUGAUCUAACGUGAAAUUGAAGRWAGUCAAGCAAGCACUGACAUAGAACUGUCUACAUCACAUCAUUACAUUGAAGGUGACGUUUCGGAGUAACUACUGUGACCUGCUAAAAGAAGAACGUUCUUGGAUGGAAGCUGAUCGAUUUAAUACUCAUUGCACUUUUUCACCACUCUUUUAACCUGUUAUACUACCAAGUCAACGUUUAAUAGUUGUACUUCUCUGAAAAUACUGAGUUUUGAGAGUUUCACCAUGGUGCUAGACUUAUAAAGCUUUUGACUUGUUGUCUGACUCAACCAAUUAUUGAUUUUUGGAGAGCUUUUUACACCCAGACAUAGUAACCAAUGAAAGAUACACUAUGCUACGUUAAUAGUCCUCGAUAUUGUACAUAGUUAACAAACCUACAGCAACAACCCGCUUCAAUGGCAACUCGUAGAAGUGACUAAAAUUUUGUCGAGGAUCAAACUGGAAUCCACGACUUUUUAAACUUUAUUCGUUAUGGGCUCAAAAUGAAACGCCAUGUUAUCAGCAACAAAUCUCCUACGACCACCCCUAAGGGGAAUGUCUUUGGUGUUAACAGCUGGGCCCACUAUCGACAAGGUGUUGCCCUUCAGUGUAUGGGUCGCCAUGCCGAAGCACUCGCUGCUUUUUCCACUGCACUUGCACAAGACGAGAAAAGCCCGCAACUCCUCAACACGCUUUAUGAUGCUGCUAUGAAAUCYCCUUUGAAAGAAACACUCAUCCCGAUAUGCGAACAAUUGAAAACAAUGAAAUUGGACCGAAAUCCCUUCGUUAUGAUCUCGGUCAUUGGCCAAGAGUUACUGUCCAUCGGUCAUAUCGCUGUUGCUGUAGGAUGUUUGGAAGCUGCUCUCAARAUAGGGACAUGUGGUCUACGGCUACGUGGCUCGGUAAUUUCAGCAUUAAGUACGGCUUACUGGAAGCUUGGAAACAUUGUCAAAGCAGAGGAGUACAUGAAGCAAGACCUGGAGACUUCACAGUCGUUAGGAGACAAGGCAGGAGAAUGUCGAGCUCACGGUAAUCUAGGUGGUGCUUAUUAUGCACAAAGGGAUCUUGAGAAGGCUUUAGARCACCAUCGUCAGCAGCUUGCUAUCGCCAUGAAACUAAAAGACCGUAAAUCUGCUGCCCUAGCGUUGAGUUCUCUUGGUCACGUGAGCGUCGCUGACUGUAACUACACCGAUGCGUUAUCCAAUCACAGACAAGCAUCUGUAAUGUACAAGGAACUGGGAGAUCGAUUAGGAGAAGCGCGCGAACUUGGUAACGUCGGGGCGGUGUAUGUACUACAAUCACAUUUUGACGAUGCGAUUCGCUGUCAUCACGAACAUCUUGAGAUCGCUGUUGACGUUGGGGACAAAAGUGAAGAGGGACGAGCUUACAGUAACUUAGGUAGUGUAUACCAUUGCAAGAGAGACUAUGAAAAGGCUAUUCACUAUCAUAAAUUAGUACUAGAUAUCGCUAAGAAGACUGAAGAUUUUGCGAUGGAAUCACGGGCUUAUGCCGGUCUUGGUCACGCCUACAGAUGCAAGGGGGACAUUGACGAAUCUCGCGCUUACCACGAGAGACAACUGGAGGUGGCCGUGCGCUCCAAAGAUCGUGUAACGGAGGGUAGAGCUCUUUCAAACUUAGGAAUUAUCUUACAGCAACAAGAACAGUAUGUACAAGCACUAAAAUUACACAAAGCACAUUUAGCAAUAUGUAAAGAAACAGACGAUAGAGCGGGACAAGGCCGUGCCUAUGGAAACAUGGGCUGUGCCUACAGUGCUCUUGGUAGAUACGAUCAAGCUAUCAAAUUCCAUAAACAAGAAUUGUUGAUAUCAAGAGAAGUUAAUGACUACGCGUCGGAAGCGUGUACACACGGUAACCUUGCAGUAGCAUAUCAGGCAACGGGUAGCCUUGACAAGGCUCUUAAACAUUAUCAACAACACUUAGCUGUUUCUGUAAGCCUCAAGGAUAGAACUAAUGAGAGCACAGCUUUGUUCAAUCUUGGGAAUUUCUACAGCUCAUGUGGUGAGUUCAAUAAUGCAAUUCCUUAUUACCAGAAAUUCCUUCAUCUCGCGAUACAAGUCAAGGACUCYCUGGGUGAAUGUAAGGGAUGUCAAAAUCUUGGAUUCGCAUACUUUUCUCUUGGAAAUUACUCAGAGGCAGUGAAAUACUACGAGAGAAACAUAACACUGGCUAAAGACCUUGAUGAUCGGACUAGUCUAGCACGAGGUCAUUGUAAUAUUGGACUUGCGCUCAGCGCAUUGGGGAAUUACGACAGAGCUUUAGAUUAUCAGAAUUUAUUUUUGCAAAUUUCAAAUGAAUUAGAAGAUGUGGAAGGAGUUUACAAGGCUUACGGGAAUAUCGGUGAUAUCWACAUGAAUUUACCGGACAUACGAAAGGGAAUCACGAAUUACAAGGAACAAGUUCGACUGGCUCAAUCUAUGAAUAAUGUUAGUUUACUAGGCGACGCCUAUGGUGUUCUUGGCAGUGCUUAUAGGACGGCUACAGAAACAGGUCUUGCACUCGAUUGCCAUCAACGAGAACUCAAAAUUAGAAAAGAAUCCCAAGAUUCUCUGGCAACCUAUAGAGCAUUUGGAAACCUGGGCUCGACUUACGUAGCGAUSRGUCGUUAUGGCGAUGCUCAUGAKUGCUACAAUGAACAGCUUGUCAUUGCUAAUGAUUUACGAGACAUUACUCUGGAGGUGGAGGUCUAYGGAAAUUUAGGAUUAUGUCAAAUGCGUUCUGGUAAUAGCCACGAAGCUCUCGGUUACUUYGAACAUCAACUCUCCUUACUGGAACAACAACCAGAUGCCUUCCUGGAAAUUGCACGUGUCUAUGGCAACAUUGGAGAAUGCCACCAUCUUUUAGGACAAAACGUGGAAGCCGUUARGAACUACGAGAAGUAUUUGUCAGCUGCACUACAAUCUGACAUCACUGCUGACCAGGAUAAGGCAUAUCGUGGACUCGGUAACGCGCACAGAGCUAUGGGAAGUCUACAAGAAGCUUUGGUUUGUUUCGAGAAAAGGCUUGUUGUGGCGUACGACUUGACGAAUGUCGCGUCUAAGGCUACGGCAUACGGAGAACUCGGCAGUCUUCAUAAAAGUCUUAGUAACUAUGACCAGGCAUCGACGUGUUACGAACAGCAGCUUGUGUUCGCGCGAGAGUGCGGUGACGUUAAUGGCGAGGCGGAUGCACUUUGUGGCUUAGGUCUUGUCAGUCAAAAGGUUGGAGACUAUGACAAAGCUGUGAAGUAUCACGAACAGGAAUUGAUAAUAGUUAGUAAACAUAAUGACAUCAGCCGCAAAGCCCAAACCUACCACUAUCURGGAACAAGUCACGAGGCUUUAGGUGACUAUAAACAUGCUAUCAUCUAUCAAGAGGAACAUCUUAAGCUAGCCACUAAGAUAAACGACCAGKUAGCCGUAAGUCAAGCUUAUGUAAGUCUUGGCAGAGCAUAUCACGGUAUGAACAACUACUCCAAAGCUAUCUCGUACCUAAAGCAAGGUCUAAUCAUCGCUGAUAGUUUGAAGAGAUACGAGGACGAGGCCCGUAUAUGUCAUAGGCUUGGACUCUCCUUAUUGGCUGAUAAACAAUUGGAAGCUGCGCAUGAUCAGUUAAAACGAGCUUCUGAACUGCUGGAAAACAUUCGUCGUGAUGUCAUUAACAAUGGUGAGUUUAAGGUUUCUCUGUWUGAUUUACAGUCGGCUUGUUAUCAAGUACUGCAACGAGUGCUCGUUGAAAUGGGUCGACAUGUUGAAGCACUUGCUGUAGCUGAGAAAGCACGGACUCGGAGUUUUAUUGAUUUGUUGCUAGAACGACAGACAGUUGCAAACAUCAACAAACAACAGCUAGAACAGGCAUUUAACACAGGAGAACAUAUUAUGGACUUUGUGAAAGGGCAGACGUCAACGAUACUAUACUACUCGAUYGCCGCUGGGCACUUAUACAGCUGGCUCAUGGUGCCUAAAGAGGGUUUGGUCAAGUUUCGUGAUAGUCUAGUUAUUGAUGGAGAUUCUGAUGACACCAUUAUAGACUUAGAACAGAGCUCGAGUGCUGAGUAUUCCCCAACAUCGUCUUUACUUGACUCCUACAUUACUCAGGUCCGUGAUGCUUUAGGCGUUGAACCUCACCUCAAUCGCACYGAUAACGAGCUGGAGGAAUCCUUGGAUCAGGACAAUGUGUUGGGUAUCUCGUCUUUACGGUCUUAUUUGUCAGCGGAUGAAGACGAUGAUACCAUGAGCAUUACSUCAACCCCAGGGAGGCCCGGAUCGUUUUCACGACAUAGAAAUGUGAGGGGUAGUGUAGGGAAGCUGAAUGGUGUYCGAUUCAGUGGUCGUGGAAGAUCAAGUAAGCCACCUUUGCGUGCUUUGUAUGAACUUUUAAUCGCACCAAUGGAAGAUGUAUUGCCUACAUCGACAACAUUCGACAACGAAGGAUCAGAGUUGGUGUUAGUGCUAGAAGGUGAUCUUAACCUCGUGCCAUUCUCAGUGCUACGUGGAAGUUUAUCAAAAGAGCCAUUGUUUCGUCGCUUUCGACUUACCGUUGUCCCUUCUCUAGAUGUGCUAUAUAAGAGUCGAGAUAAGAUGCACAAAGAUCGCCCAUCAAAAGUCGACCUUUCAUCAGCGCUUAUUGUAGGAAACCCUGUUAUUCCUGUAACCUUUGGACAAUGGUCGUCUAACCCUAGCGCUGAGCAUGAGGCGAAAAUCGUCGCUGAACUGUUCAAGAGUAAACCACUUUUAGGUGGUAAUGCUACAAAAAACACUAUCAUGAAGCAGCUUCCUACAUCUCAAUGUGUCCAUUUCGCUACUCAUGUGUCGUGGAAACUUGCAGCUUUGGUUUUGUCGCCAACUUCCUCAGAAMAGAAGCCGUCGUCACCACGUAUGAGUCCUGAAGGCCUUGAACUACUUGACGAAACGGAAGGUGAUGCUCCAGCUUUGUCAGAUUUCUUGCUAACAGCCGCUGAUAUCCUUGAUCUGCAAUUAUCAUCUAAACUUGUCGUUAUUGGUGCAGCUUACGACCACUCCUCGAAGAACCGAAUAACUUCCGACGGACUGAUCGGACUGACUCGUGCCUUUCUCGCAGCCGGUGCCCAAAGUGUUCUUGUUGCUCUGUGGCCAGUACCUGAUUUAGCYUGUAAGCUAUUAUUGAAAGCCUUCUAUGGAGGACUUCUAAAAGGGUUGACWGUCAGCCACGCCCUCAGUCAGGCAAUGCACGUUGUUCAGAAAACCAAGCAAUUUUCUCAUCCUUCAAACUGGGCUGGGUUUGUUCUCAUUGGUGGAAAUCCAGCUUUAACCAGUAAAGAGAUCAGAAUGGGAAAUGCUUUUGGUCUUCUUCUUAAUAACCCUAAAUUCUACAGAGAAGCUAUGAAAGUACUUGUGCACCUUGUUGACAAAGCUCUGCAGCGAAUUCGUCAYGGUCAGCGGUCUUCCAUGUAUACAGCKGAAGCGAGCAUCGACGCUAAAGUCAAAGGAGUCAAAGGCUGGCGUGAACUUYUGUCAUCAGUAGGAUUUAGAUUUCAGACGGCUAAGAAUUCACUUCCCGAUUCAGUAUUCUUUCCCUCAGCGACUGAAGGAUCGAAGGAGCGGAUGACAGUAGCAAGCAACCACCUUCACGCAUUUCUAGGUCUCAGUCCUGCCACCUUACAAGCUCUUGCCAAACUAGCGUACACCAAUGAUGUUAAUGUUGCGCUAAUAAACCUGCUCAACGAAGUUCUCAAGUGUUUCUUUAACAACAUGGCGAACGUUCAAGUCCCACUCAAACUGAAAUUAUGGCGGACUUUGGGAUGCCACGARUUGCUGGCAUCACUGGGAUUUGACUUGGUUGGUGUUGGGAAGGAAGAGGUUAUGCUGAGAUCAGGCAAAGCUAACAGUAGACGAGCCUUGCAGUGCACAGUACAAGCUUUGUGUGCUUUGACAGAUACUGCCAACCCACUUGACUCAGAAGAACCCAACUUUGCACUGAUGGGCAAGUCUCACUCCUCGUCGACAGUCAUGUCAAACUUAUCAUUCAUGUCAGCGUCCUUAGGGUCAGAUCUUGACAUGCGCACUAAAAGCGCGGAGGAUUUGAAUUUUCUCAACAGAGAACGUCGCCUUGGAAGUUCAGGUUCUCGUGUUAGUACAACGGGACGCCCACGGCGUAACUCUCAUCGUAGCUCCACCGAAGCCUUGAUGCGUUCAUUAGCAGACUUGGAAGCAGAAUCGUCGGUUGAUCCUGACGAUAACGUUUUGUCAGCAUCCCCCAKUGAAAACAGACCACAAACAUUUCCUCCCAAUGUUAACAGACGAACCUCUCAACGAAGUGUGUCAAGUAUUAAUGUUAGUGGAAUGAAGGUAUCCUCAGUUGAUGUUACACCACAACCUCCUCGACAAGGCAGCCCUGGAUCAGAUAACUCUGACAUGGACAGCUAUUCUGACAUUACGAYCCAACAAACACKUGAUAAAGGAAGCCAAGGAGAGGCUUCCAAGGGAAGGGGUUUAGUGCUGCGUAAAACGCAUUCUUCAUCCAGUAGCGAAUCGUCCACCGGUAAACCCGAGGAGAACAGUAGCAAAACACCAGGCAGUAUAAGUCAAYUGUACACACAACAAAAUAAUGUCAGUUCAUCAAAGCGAGGCCCACUAGUCGAUGGUAACAUKAAGACAUCAACACCAARUCUACAUGACCAGGAACCAAGACCAAAGCACUCACCAGUGAAGUACAGGUCAGAGGGGAAUCUGUCAUCUUAUUACAAUCCUAUACACUCUCCUCCUUCAAACGGAUUAUUAACUACUUUACAUGACCAUACUGUGUUGACAAAUGGCGAUGUACGAAGAGAAACCUCRUUACCAAUAGAUGGAYCAUCAGUAAAUCGACCAGCUCUAAGACGACUCUUUGGAUCCCAAGAGAAACCUAAAGUCAAUGGUAUUGCUGAAACCAACAGUUCAAGAGAUCGUAAAACUAASGAUGAUGAAAUGUUAUAUAAUCAAAAGUCAUACGCUAGUAGUUUACGUAAUAUAUCAGGAUCCAGCGAAUACUUACCUUACACAUCGCCUGCUCGACCUGUCACUACCCCGCAAAUGACCUACACGGACAGAACGAGAAAACCUAAGGGUGUGGCUCAAGAUUUAUCUGUUCRUAUACCCAAAGACUCUUACUCAUCCAAGAGURACUCGAUAGAGUCGCUUACUAAUAGACAGAUUGCUGCUGAAAAUGCAGCGGCGGCUCUCAUGCAAAACCAUCGUGGUGGCAAACAGGCAUCCUCGUCAUUAACCAGAGAAAACCUGGCUAUGAAAGACUUUCGCGAUAAGGGUACUUCACAUGUCAAGUUAAAACACGAUCACAUCGCCAAUUUAGCACAUCUACAUUCYUCCUCCUGCUAGAAUUGUUAUCACCAAUUGUUACCAAAGAAGAAGAAGAUUCAAAUUAUUGUUGGUAUUCAGGGCAAGUCAUUGUCGAACCAAAAUCAAAUGUGAUAUUACACUCUAUUUUUGAAAURGAAAACGUUUAUAGAAAGAUGAUUUCAGAUUUAUUAGCCGAAGAUUUUUGUACUGAUUAUCAAAGUUAGGUAUAAUGGAAUUAGUAUUCUAAUAUAUUGCAACACGAGUGGAAAUAAUUUGCAUAUSAAUAUUAUAAAUAUCGAGUAUUAAUUUCCCAAAAUGCGUGAAUGUCCUUCUUUUAAAUUGGUUUUAGUAUUUUACAAACAAUUAAUUGUGAUUGAGAUUUUUAAUCAUUUUGAUAAUUAUCAUGAAUCUGCUAGUGAAAGAYAAGAUAACAUGAGCCGCUGUGCAGAGGUUAUCUUUGCAAUUGACGUGAUGUAUUUUAUCUGUUACAGUGCAAUUACUUCAACUAUUAAACCUAAAAUAAUUCCCAAAUGAACGAGAGGCUGGGUUUUAUUUUCUGAACUGAAUUUGUUCGGAAGGUUUGKUUGGUUAAAUGAAUUGCACUGUAAAAAGGUUUGAUUGUUUUAGUAUUUGCUACCYGUAGAUAGCAGUAUAUGCACUUUUCCUGGGAAUCUUUAACCAGGAUCUAUAGCCGAUAUAAUCGAAGCUGAUAGCCUGCUUGGCAGACUAUUAAAAUAUUUAUGUUCGACAAUCUCAAUGAAUGUUUUCGAGCAUGAAUGAUAUAGUAUGCAAAGCAGGUUACGACGCUGACAUCUUUCCCCAAGAAAUAGAGAAAGAAAAAACAAGUUACGUCUCUAUUUUAUCUCUUGCCUCAGAAAACCCCAUGAGCUUUGUAAAAUGUUAUCGCACUUUGAUGAUAGCAGGCAAUACUGUGAUCAUCRUUAACAAAUUUGUACUUUGACAUCUGUCAAGGCUUUUAAUCGACUUCACUGAUGUUGUGUCUGUUUCAUGGAGCUUAUUUUUAUUUUCUAUUUAUUCUCAAAUUUUAAUCAUAACAGAAGUAUUUUAUAUUAUAACAUGAUCAUGUAAAUAGACCUUUAUAAAUAUUUUCUCACAAAACCUUUUUAAUAAAUAUUUCAGCCGCUAUCAAACGAAAACUAGUUUGUGUUGUAUUGAAAGGAGUUUUCUGUUUUUAAAGGGACAUGGUCCACC
This is a messenger RNA of Exaiptasia diaphana, 9341 nucleotides long. Its product is annotated as tetratricopeptide repeat protein 28. The transcript is spliced from 8 exons. NCBI's taxonomy places the organism in Eukaryota, Metazoa, Cnidaria, Anthozoa, Actiniaria, Aiptasiidae. Gene Ontology annotation, molecular function: protein binding. Bases 1323 to 8168 code for a protein of 2281 amino acids. The record is from RefSeq and is a predicted model, not a curated record.